AUGCUAGGCAGGAAGCGGAUAGGCCACAACCUGGUCCUGUCUUCUCUGAUUUUUUGUACCUUUGGAAGUCCCACUUCUAGCGCACAUGUCUCUGACAGUAGUGGCUAUGGCCCCAAUAAUCGGGGGGUCUGGGUCGAUGGUUUCGACAUCUUUAGCGAUUACACAAACAAUUCUGUGAUACCGCCAGGAAAGCUAGUUGAGUAUGAGUUUACACUCUCGCAGGAGUGGAUUUUCCCAGAUGGCUAUCCAAAGCUUGGCCAAGUAGUCAAUGGCCAAUAUCCGGGACCCACAGUGGAAGCCAACUGGGGAGAUACAAUUCGCGUCACAGUGCACAACAACUUCACAGAAGAUUACAAUGGUACUGCCAUACACUGGCAUGGUAUCCGCCAGUACCAGACCAACUGGUUGGAUGGCGUACCGGGAGUGACACAGUGUCCAAGCAAACCUCUGGAUACACAGAUCUAUGAGUUCCGUGCGAUGCAGUAUGGAACUUCCUGGUACCAUGGGCACCUGAGUCUGCAAUACAGUAAUGGUCUUUAUGGGCCCAUUGUAAUACACGGGCCCUCCAGCGCGAACUGGGAUGAAGAUUUAGGGCCAUGGCUUUUAAGCGACUGGUAUCAUGCUGAUGUUUUCGGUCUUGAAUGGAUUGGCGAGACCACCUUCUUAGCAGCUCUCCCGGAUUCCAUUGUGCUCAAUGGCAAAGGCACAUUUCAGGAUAAGGGAGAGCUCUACGAGGUUGUCGUUAGUAAGAACAAGAAGUACAAGAUCGGCCUCAUCAACACCUCAACCCUUUUGACAUACAAUUUCUGGAUUGACGGUCAUAACUUGACAAUCAUCCAAACGGAUUUUGUGCCGAUCGAACCUUACACAGUGCCGGUUCUCAAUAUAGGAAUUGGUCAACGCUACGAGUUUAUCAUCGAGACAAAUGCAGAUCUGUCAAAGGGAAAUAACUUCUGGGUCAAUGCACAAUACUGUGCUGAGCCAGAGCUAAUUCCGCUAUCCAACAAAAUCGGUGUUAUCAGGUACGAUGCGGCAGACACUAGCGCUCCUUACACGCCUCCGAAUCCCUAUCUCCAUUUUGGAUGCGCUGAUCCCGAUCCGAAGAAUCUCGUGCCUGUCGUUAAACAAAAUGUCGGCACCCGCGUGAAUGGCAUCGGUCCAGAAGAUUACCUGAAACUUGGCCACCAGGCGUACCCUAACGCAUCCGAUUUUCCGGGAAAAGUACGAAAAUGGAUCAUCCAGGAGACUCCACAGUUCGUAGAUUGGCAGAAACCGUCCCUUUGGCAAUAUGCGACCAGUGAUAAUGUUACAUUGCCGCCCGAGGCGGUUCCUUUCAUCCUGGACUUCGAAACUGAGGAGUGGGUGUAUUUCGUCAUAACGUCAAAUUAUACAUUACUUCCUACAGAUAUUCCACGCAAUCUGACCCCUUCUGUGCACCCGAUGCACCUACAUGGUCACGACUUCAACAUCCUGGCACAAGGUGAAGGCAUGAUCCCAGAUGAGCCUGAGCUUAACUUCGUCAAUCCCGCUCGGCGAGAUGUGAUCGACAUCGACAUUGGAGGAUGGGCUGUGAUUGCCUUCCAGAUCAACAAUCCGGGAGCAUGGCUCUUUCAUUGCCACAUCGCGUUCCAUUCAAGCGCGGGCCUGUCUCUACAAUUUAUUGAGCAACCAAGCAAGAUAAAGCCGUUAUUGAAGAGUGCCGGCAUACUUCCUGAGUUUGAGGAUCGGUGCAAAGCAUGGAGUGAGUGGUACAACACAGUAAAUAUUCCCAAAAAUGCGGUUAUUGAGGAUUCGGGGAUAUAAAGUCAUAAGUCUUGAGCAGUCGUAGAGAAGGGGUGCUACUUCAGUCAUCAUCACGUCUGACUUCAGUGGAAAUUACAUGAUUCAUGGGGAAGAUAGAGGCGUACUAAAGCCAAUAUCAAUGCCAGAUUUUCUGCAGAAGAGCCA
Molecule: messenger RNA, 1947 nt
Organism: Verruconis gallopava
Lineage: Eukaryota; Fungi; Ascomycota; Dothideomycetes; Venturiales; Sympoventuriaceae
Exons: 8
Coding region: 1-1803 (600 amino acids)
Molecular function (GO): copper ion binding; oxidoreductase activity
Source: RefSeq, a predicted model, not a curated record